This is a messenger RNA of Mugil cephalus (flathead mullet), 476 nucleotides long. Its product is annotated as histone H3. Gene Ontology annotation, cellular component: nucleosome. NCBI's taxonomy places the organism in Eukaryota, Metazoa, Chordata, Actinopteri, Mugiliformes, Mugilidae. The record is from RefSeq and is a predicted model, not a curated record. The coding region runs from base 51 to 461 and encodes 136 amino acids. Gene Ontology annotation, molecular function: DNA binding; protein heterodimerization activity; structural constituent of chromatin. The transcript has a single exon.
UGUGCCUUGAUUAUUACACUUUUCUCCUGUUCACAGAGAAAGAAGAAACAAUGGCAAGAACCAAGCAGACCGCUCGUAAGUCCACCGGAGGCAAAGCCCCCAGGAAGCAGCUGGCCACCAAGGCUGCCCGUAAGAGCGCCCCGGCCACCGGCGGCGUCAAGAAGCCUCAUCGUUACAGGCCCGGUACCGUGGCUCUCAGAGAGAUCCGUCGCUACCAGAAAUCCACCGAGCUGCUCAUCCGCAAGCUGCCCUUCCAGCGCCUGGUCCGUGAAAUCGCUCAGGACUUCAAGACCGACCUGCGCUUCCAGAGCUCCGCUGUCAUGGCUCUGCAGGAGGCCAGCGAGGCUUACCUGGUCGGUCUCUUCGAGGACACCAACCUGUGCGCCAUCCACGCCAAGAGGGUCACCAUCAUGCCUAAAGACAUUCAGCUGGCUCGUCGCAUCCGUGGAGAGAGAGCUUAAACUGUCUGCUCAUCC